CAUCAAAUUACAAUAUUUUCAAGGGCAGGAAGAAGUGGAUGGUUAUUGAACACCAUAGACUGACUUUGCCCAGAAUCAACGAGAGCUACGCCUACCAUAACCAUGAGCUUGUGCUUUUGCUCAAUGCUGAAACCUUCCUACCUCCAUCGCCAACCUUGUUUCCUUUCUCCAUGGACUGCCAACCCUAAUCUCAAACCGAUUCAGUGCUUCAAUUUCCAAAUUCGCGGCAAAGAUUGUACUUUCAAGGCUACUGAUGCGGAUGGCGUGGGAAUACUUUACUCAGACUACACCGUUGCUGAGCGGACACCUCUCGAUGUCGACUCAAACACUCAGGAACUUGGCGCAGUCAAUGGAGUCGCAGGUGCGGCGACCGAAGAAUCUCUCGGAACAACGCAAACUCAGUUGAAAAAAUCAGAAGGAAAGACACGAAUUGCGGAGGAAAGUGAUGAAGAAAAUCGGUACAAGCUGCGAAAUGGACGUGAGGUGUUUGAAGAGAAAGCUUAUUUAGUUGGUGUGGCAAGAAAAGGCGACACUGAUGGAAUCUUUGGUAUAGAAGAUUCUCUAAGCGAAUUAGAGCAGCUAGCUGACACUGCUGGAUUGGUUGUUGUUGGAUCUACUUAUCAAAAGCUUGCAACACCGAACCCGAGGACAUACAUAGGAUCGGGGAAGGUUGCAGAGAUUAAGAGUGCUAUACAUGCAUUUGGUGUCGAGACAGUGAUUUUCGAUGACGAGCUGUCACCAGGGCAACUGCGAAACUUGGAGAAGACCUUUGGUGGCGAUGUCAGGGUGUGUGACCGGACUGCCCUCAUCCUCGAUAUUUUUAACCAGCGAGCAGCCACGCGUGAAGCUUCUUUACAGGUUACACUGGCUCAGAUGGAAUACCAAUUGCCUCGGUUAACAAGAAUGUGGACCCAUCUCGAGCGCCAAGCUGGAGGGCAAGUGAAGGGUAUGGGUGAGAAACAAAUAGAAGUUGAUAAGCGUAUAUUACGUGAUCAGAUUGCUGCUCUCAAGAAAGAGAUAGAAUCUGUUCGUAAGCAUCGCAAGCAGUACCGAAACCGGCGAGUUGCUGUCCCAGUUCCUGUUGUAUCUCUGGUUGGGUACACAAAUGCUGGAAAGAGUACACUUUUAAAUCGAUUGACUGGAGCUAAUGUUCAUGCUGAGGAUAAGCUAUUUGCAACACUUGAUCCCACUACAAGAAGGGUGCAGAUGAAAAAUAGGAAGGAGUUUCUUUUGACAGACACUGUAGGCUUCAUUCAAAAGUUACCAACAACACUGGUAGCUGCUUUUAGGGCAACUCUAGAAGAGAUAUCCGAGUCGUCACUCUUGGUGCACGUGGUUGAUAUAAGCCAUCCUAUGGCAGAACAACAAAUUGAGGCUGUGAAUAAAGUCCUUGCAGAACUCGACACGACAUCAAUUCCACAGUUGAUUGUAUGGAACAAGGUUGAUAAUGUAAAGCACCCAGAAAAAAUCAAGUCAGUAGCUGAGGAAAACUCCGAUGUCGUGUGUGUGUCUGCUUUAACUGGUGAGGGAUUGGAGGAUUUCUGCAAUGCAGUUCAAGAAAAACUAAAGGAUAUGAUGGUAUGGGUGGAAGCUCUGAUUCCUUUUGAGAAAGGAGAACUCUUGAACACCAUACAUCAUGUUGGCAUGGUUGAAAAAACUGAAUACGUUGAGAGCGGAGCUUUGGUUAGAGCUCAUGUCCCGCUCCGGAUUGCAAGACUUCUCACUCCAAUGAGACAAGUUUGCCAUCCAUAGCAUGCUUGCAAAAGCUUUGUAAAGCUGAAAAUGUUGUAAGAAGACUAAGAUGUCCCUGUCCAUGCUAUUUCCGGUACUUAAUGAUACAGAGGCAAAAUAAGGCAGCAAUCAUCACCCAACAUUAACGAUAUCCCACUCUUUCCCAACAGAUGCUAAAAAAAUUGGUCUCGGGAUAAAGGUACCAGAGCAAUCUCUUCUCUAUAUUUAGCCAGUGCUUUUGUAUAUAGUAAUCGUACAGCUCAUCUCAUUUGCCUUUUGAAACGAUCGAAGAAUGUGAAUGUAAUGAUAUGUUGUUAGCAUAUUUUUUUACACUGAAUUUCUUGUGAAAUAUAGUCCCAUCAUCCCUACUA
Molecule: messenger RNA, 2102 nt
Organism: Andrographis paniculata
Lineage: Eukaryota; Viridiplantae; Streptophyta; Magnoliopsida; Lamiales; Acanthaceae
Exons: 13
Coding region: 103-1752 (549 amino acids)
Cellular component (GO): cytoplasm
Molecular function (GO): GTP binding; ribosome binding
Source: RefSeq, a predicted model, not a curated record